AUGUUCUUGGUGGCGACGCAGCCGGACACCCAAAUGGCGAUUCGCUCCGAACUCGUCGAGUCGGCUCUCGUUGAGCUACAUAAGUUGCACCAGCCUCUCCACCACCGGGCGCGGAAACAACAUGGCGUCUUCGGAACGCUGCUACACUUCGCCCUUAAGGCCGUUCCCACCCUCCGCCUCAGCGCCCCAACCCCCGAGUCGUCGUCCAAGAACGCGCAUAACGGCAAGCUUUUACAAGCGACUCGGCUCCUUGAGGAAUCCGCUCGGCAGAACAACUCCGAUGCCCUCUACAUCCUCGCCGAGAUGAACUUCUACGGCAACUUCUCGAACCCGAGGAAUUUCCCGGCGGCUUUCGAUUACUACCGUCAACUAUCAUUGCUCAAUGGCAACAGCUCAGCGCUGUACAUGAUGGGGUUGAUGUACUCGACGGGUAUUGGGGGAGCUGUGGAGCGCGAUCAAGCCCGAGCCCUCCUCUAUUACGGCUUCGCCGCAAACAAGGGCCAUACAAGGGCAGAGAUGACGAUAGCACAUCGACACCACACAGGAAUCGGGGCACCUAAAAACUGCGAAAUGGCUGUCAAGUAUUACAAGCGGGUGGCCGACAAAGCCAUCGCGUGGUACCGUUCGGGUCCCCCAGGGGGCAGGAGCUGGGUCACAGAAACCUACCGGAUCGCUGAUGAGAGUGGUGGCGCUUACGGAGAAGGCGCUAGCGUCGCCAGUGCGGGUAACAACGCUCUCAAGGCACACCCCAACUCGGACGCGUAUGCCUCCAUCGAAGACAUUAUUGAGUAUCUCGACCUCAUGUCGCAGAAGGGCGACUUCAAGGCAUCGUUCAACCUGGGGCGGAUCUAUUACGAAGGCCAGAGGGGCCUCGAUAAGAAUGUGCCGUUGGCCAGAAAGUAUUUCGUUGACGUUACUCAAAAGUACUGGAGGAAGAACCGCCCUGUCGAUAGCCCCAAAACGGGGUUGGAUAAGACGGCGGGCAAGGCGGCAGGGUUUAUCGGACGGAUGUACAUGCGCGGAGAAGGAGUUGAACAAAACUUUGACCGUGCCAAGUUCUGGUUUGAGCGUGGAGAUAUCCUGAAAGACGCCCAAUCUCAGCACGGCCUGGGGCUGCUGUACCUCAACGGAUACGGCGUCAAGGCGGACGCGAGUCAAGCCAUUGACUACUUCAAGACGGCCGCCGCCCAAGACUAUGGGCCCGCACAGGUGCAGCUUGGAUACCUCUACCUUGACCACGGGAGUAACGAAGACGUGGCGACUGCAAACCAUUACUUCGAGCUUGCCUCACGGUGGGCCAACAUCGAGGCCUAUUAUCACCUUGCCGAAGCCAACAAUAUCGGGGUGACUCACGAGAGAUCGUGUAGCACGGCUGUGUCCUACUACAAGCAUGUGGCCGAGAGGGCCGAACCGCUUGUCUCAUCAUGGGCCGAGGCCAAUCUGGCAUAUGAGGCCGGCGAUACAGAGCUGGCGCUUCUUCAGUACUUGGGUGCUGCUGAGCAGGGAUACGAGAAGGCGCAGAACAACAUCGCUCACAUUCUCGAUCCCGCCAAAUCCCGCCUACCCAUCGCCCAGCUACUCUCCCACCAGCCAACCGCGGCCAUCCUCCAGGACCCAACUCUGGCGCUGAUAUACUGGACACGUUCGUCCCGCCAGGGAAAUAUCGAUGCGCUCGUCAAGAUGGGCGACUACUACCUGUACGGGAUUGGCACCGAUGCCGAUGUGGACAAGGCCGUUCAGUGCUACACCGGGGCGUCCGAAUACCACCAAAGUGCGCAGGCGCUGUACAAUCUCGCAUGGAUGCACGAACAUGGCAUCGGCCUGAACCAAGACUAUCAUCUUGCGAAGCGCUACUACGACGCCGCGCGGGCGACGAACGAUGAGGCCUACCUCCCCGUCUCGCUCAGCCUGCUGAAGCUGCGGGCAAAGAGCGCCUGGAAUACCCUCACGAACGGCAGGAUCAACUCUAUUCAAGACGAACCAGCGCACAAGAAGGAAUGGUCCCUCACGGAUUGGAUCAACAAUUUCCUACAGGACGACAACCCCGAAUACUACGAUGACCUGUAUGAGGAGUACGGAGACGGUAUGACGGAUGGGGAUGAGCUGGAUCUCAGCGAUGAUGGACUCUUGGAAAGUGUCAUGAUCCUCGGUCUGGCCGCCGCGCUGGUUUUCCUACUCAUGUACCGCCAACAGCGGCAGCAGGCGGCCAGGCGACAGGAGGAGGCGAGGAGGCAGGCGCAACAAGGAGGCGUUCAGGGAGGGGCAGCCGUUGGAAACCAACAACAGCAACGGCCGCAGGACGGGGGAUUUUUCCCGCAACCGGGGGAUCCAAAUUUUGGGCAGUGGGCCGCUGGAGGGGACUCAACCACCACUACCACAACCCUCAAACACCUCUCCACCUCUCCCACCACUCUCCUCACCCAACUCUACAACUCUCAACUCACCCUCACCAGCACCCUCCGCGCCACUCAAGCCCGCCUCGACCUCGCGCGCCAGGCACAGCGCAUCGAUGAUGAUGGGGUGGGGGAGGAUGAUGAUGGGGAUGGGGGUACGGAUGAGGGGAAAGAAGAGGACGAGGAGGAAGAGAGUGGGGAGUCGGAGUUUACAAUGAUGAUGAUGCUCAAGAGCCUGAAUAUUGAGCCCGAGGUGUUGGGAUACGACCCGGUUGAGGAUAAGUGGCUAGAUUGA
Messenger RNA from Chaetomium globosum CBS 148.51, 2688 nucleotides. RefSeq lists its product as uncharacterized. Gene Ontology annotation, molecular function: protein binding. The record is from RefSeq and is a predicted model, not a curated record. Gene Ontology annotation, biological process: ERAD pathway. The transcript has 6 exons. Lineage: Eukaryota; Fungi; Ascomycota; Sordariomycetes; Sordariales; Chaetomiaceae. Gene Ontology annotation, cellular component: endoplasmic reticulum membrane. The coding region runs from base 1 to 2688 and encodes 895 amino acids.